Plectropomus leopardus (leopard coralgrouper) is the source of this 3444-nucleotide messenger RNA. RefSeq names its product discoidin domain receptor tyrosine kinase 2b (gene ddr2b). Gene Ontology annotation, biological process: multicellular organism development; protein phosphorylation; positive regulation of neuron projection development. The record is from RefSeq and is a predicted model, not a curated record. NCBI's taxonomy places the organism in Eukaryota, Metazoa, Chordata, Actinopteri, Perciformes, Serranidae. Gene Ontology annotation, cellular component: plasma membrane; signaling receptor complex. Gene Ontology annotation, molecular function: collagen binding; ATP binding; protein tyrosine kinase collagen receptor activity.
CUACUUGAGAAGAGAUGAAGGUCAUGAAGGUUCAACCGAUCUCACACCAUGUUUUCUUUCUCCUGCUGGCUGCUGCCACUGUACGAUCUCAAGUCAACCCAGAAAUGUGUCGAUAUCCUCUGGGUAUGACCGGCGGGCAGAUUCAGGACGAGGACAUCUCCGCCUCCAGUCAGUGGUCUGAGUCAACUGCUGCAAGAUUUGGCAGACUUGACUUAGACAACGGAGAUGGUGAUGGGGCCUGGUGUCCUGACAUCAUGUCAGAGCCGGACGGCCUCAAAGAGUAUCUCCAGGUGGACCUGCGUUCACUGCAUUUCAUCACACUGGUGGGCACCCAAGGUCGUCACGCUGACGGCAUGGGUAAUGAGUUCGCCCAGCGAUACAGGAUCAAGUACAGCCGCGAUGGGAGCAACUGGGUGGGAUGGCAUGAUAGGAAGGGGAGGCAGGUCAUUGAGGGGAACAGGAAUGCAUAUGAUGUGGUGCUGAAGGAUCUGGAGCCUCCCAUCAUUGCCCGAUUUGUCCGCUUUAUGCCUGUGACAGACCACUCCAUGAUCGUGUGCAUGAGAGUGGAGCUCUACGGCUGCGAAUGGCUGGACGGCCUGAUGUCUUAUAGCAUUCCAGAUGGGCACCAAAUGAUCUACAGAGGCCUGGAUGUCUACUUUAAUGACUCUGUGUAUGAUGGAGCAUCAGCUGACAGACUGACAAAAGGCCUCGGCCAGCUGACAGAUGGCACCUGGGGUCUGGAUGACUUUCUCCACAGUCACAUAUACGGCAUGUGGCCAGGGUACGAUUACGUGGGCUGGAACAACAAGAGCCUCCCCAAAGGUUAUGUUGAGAUGAUAUUUGAGUUUGACCACGUCCGAAACUUCACUUCCAUGAAGGUUCACUGCAAUAACAUGUUUAGCCGAGGGGUGAGGAUGUUCAGACAGGCCACCUGUUACUUUCGGUCAGGAUUGGACUGGGAGACUGACCCAGUGACCUUCAGGCCCACUGUUGACCGCAUGAGCCAAAGUGCCCGUUUCAUCACCGUGCCUCUCGGGGACCGCACAGCCAGCGCCAUCAAAUGCCGUUUCCACUUCAGUGAUCUUUGGAUGCUGAUCAGUGAGGUGGCCUUCCAGUCUGGCUCAGCAGUGUACAACACGUCUCUGACUCCUCGUAAACACGGACACCCCACAAACACACUGCCAGAUGAUCCUACUCAUAAAGUGGACGACAGCAAUACCAGGAUUCUGAUUGGCUGCUUGGUGGCUAUCAUCGCUAUCCUAUUGGCUAUCAUAGUCAUCAUCCUGUGGAGGCAGGUCUGGCAAAAGAUGCUUGAGAAGGCAUCUCGUCGCCUGCUGGAUGAUGAACUCACAGCUCGCCUUGCGGUGCAGACGCAGGCCUUCUCCUCCCACCACUCCUCCCUGUCCAGUGACAGUGGCUCCACCUCCAACUCCACCUAUGAGAGAAUCUUCCCUCUCUGCUCCGACUACCAGGAGCCCUCACGCCUCAUCAGGAAACUACCCGAGUUUGCUCAGUCCACUGAACACCUGGGACCGAGCACCUGUCGAACCCUUGGGACCAGUGGCUCCGACGGGGCCCCCCACUAUGCGGAGGCAGACAUCAUUAGCCUCCAGGAGUCUUCAGACAGCAGCACCCACUCCAUCACUCUGUUCACUGGCACUGAUUCAUCCAUGAGAGAGUUCCCCAGACACAAGCUCACCUUCAAGGAGAAACUGGGAGAGGGCCAGUUUGGAGAGGUGCACUUGUGUGAGGCAGAGGGCAUGCAGGACUUUUUGGAUGAGGAUUUGUCUAUAGAGGGAAACAAUGAGUCACCUCUGCUGGUGGCUGUGAAAACGCUGCGGGAAGACGCCAACAAGAAUGCAAGGAAUGACUUCCUGAAGGAGAUCCGAAUCAUGUCUCGCCUGAGGGACCCCAACAUUGUCCGUCUGCUGGCAGUAUGUGUGGACACAGACCCACUGUGUAUGAUCACUGAGUACAUGGAAAACGGAGACCUGAACCAGUUCCUUUGUGAUCUCAGACUGAAAGAGGCUACCGAUGAAGAGAAGACAGAACAGGAGGAAAAAGAGGGGAAGAGUAUGGUCAGCUACGGUAAACUAAUCGGCAUGGCUGUUCAGAUUGCAUCUGGUAUGAAGUACUUGUCCUCCCUCAAUUUUGUCCACCGUGAUCUGGCGACCCGUAACUGCCUGGUGGGUAAGAACUACACCAUAAAGAUAGCUGAUUUCGGCAUGAGUCGGAACCUGUAUAGAGGGGACUACUACAGGAUCCAGGGCCGGGCCGUCCUGCCCAUUCGCUGGAUGUCCUGGGAAAGCAUCCUACUGGGUAAAUUCACCAUGGCCAGUGACGUGUGGGCGUUUGGUGUGACUCUUUGGGAGAUCCUGACUCUGUGUAAGAAGCAGCCCUACUCCCAGCUCUCUGACGAGCAGGUCAUCGAAAACACAGGCGAGUUCUUCAGGGAUCAGGGCAAGCAGGUGUACCUGCCAAAGCCUCCCUGUUGUCCUGACAGAGUCUACAACGAUCUAAUGCUGAGCUGCUGGAGGAGGAACGCCAAGCAGAGGCCGAGCUUUCAGGAGAUACACGCUCAGCUGAUGGAGAGCCUGGCGUAGCAGAUGGAACAGAUGAUUUCUUUCUGCCAUGCACUGUCACAUUUGUUCCCUUCAGUCUUGAUUAAUUUGGAAUUAAUUUGGAGUCAGAAACAACCCACCGAAUGUUUCCCUUUUGUUAUCUGGCUUGCCACAAUGGUGCUGUACAUAAUAAGAUAUGAGGAGACUUAAACAGAGCCUUACACUGUAAAUAUCAUACGAAUUAACACUAUUUACACAGUGUAUUCACUCCUCUGUGUAUUUAUUAAGUUCUUUUUAUUUCCUAUACUGUAUAUUUAUAGAGUACUUUGUGUUAAUCCUAGGUUUUGAAACACAAUUGUGAAUAUUUUUCUGUAAUUUCUUUUCCACACAUAUAUCUAAUUCUAUUGCACAUUUAUUAGAGGAUGUCAAUACAGCUGUGUGACCUUUUAUUUGUUUGUUCAUUAUUUAUUAUUUGUUGUCUUGUGCUGCAGCUCAAAUUGCCGUGAGCUGGAACGAGCUAGAAACAUGAAGCUGGGUCCAAUAACUGGAAAUGAUGUGUGAAUGCUUCCCAUGAAAUAUGAGUCUGAUUGGCUACAUGGUGGCACUGUAAUUAAUCUCUACAUACAGAUUCUGCAUUUAGUAUGCAGAAUAUUUUUGUAGAGACUUGGUAAUGGAAGUGUUCUGGAUUUCAUUUGUAGUCCAAGUGAUAUUGACCAGUCACAUUUGGACAGCGGGUCAACAGUCUGUGUGGAGAGGCGGAAUGAAAUGGGUGUAAAAUGCAGCCUCUGAACCCAACAGCUAUCAUCUGAUGACAAGCUAACUUUAUUUUAGAUUUUUUUUCUUUUUUAAAAAUUUUACUGUUCUUACACCAGUUUUUUAGAGA